GUUAUGAGAAUGAAAACAAAACGGACUUGGAAACGUACGAUAGCAGAAUAUACUUCAUGUCAAGUUCAACGAAUCAAUAGCAUCUAAAUUAAAUUAGUGUGAAUGGCUACAUGCAAGCAAUCAAAAUCCCCUGCUUCAAGUGAGGCCCCCAGCGCAACUGAAUCGGCUUCGAAAAUGAAAGUUCUUGCUCUACACGGCUAUCGCCAAAACGGCGAUAGUUUCAAGUCAAAGUUAGGUUCACUGCGAAAGUUCAUCAACAAAUAUGUCGAACUAGUUUUCGUAACUGCACCUCAUAUAUGCCCUCCCCUGCCCGACAGUGAGCCAGGUACUGAUCCGGAUACAACUCAACGAAGUUGGUGGUUUAACAAAGACGAUGGAACCUUCAAAGGAACAAAUAAAAAUGGACCGGCCAUAGGGUUCGGAGAGAGUCUCAAGCUCGUGGAAAAGAUUUGGGAUGAAGAACAGUGCUCAGGAUUGCUAGGCUUCUCGCAGGGCGCUUGCUUCGUUGGGCUGUUGUGUGACUUGAGUGCAAGAGGAAUGACUUCAGUAAAGCCUGAGUUUGCGGUGCUAUCAUCAGGAUUUCAGUCCGGUAGCUUAGUGCAUCUCAACUACUACGAGAACAAGGUGCAGAUUCCUUCAUUACACAUUUACGGAGAAUCUGAUGAGAUCAUCCCAAAAGCAAUGAGCAUAGCCUUGGCGGAAACGUUUAUCGAUCCCCAGGUUCUUGUUCAUCCUGGCGGGCAUUUCCUUCCAGCACAAGCCACCCAGAAACAAAAGUAUGUGGAUUUUUUCCGAGAGCGGCUUCAGUACCACUUGGAAGCGAAAGAGAUCGAAAAUGCUACAGUUGAAAACAGCAUGUACCUGAAUGAGAACGGUACCGGAAAUGGCGAUAACGAUGAUGAUGAUUCGGAUUAGAAGGGAUCUAUCAAUAGUAUACAAAUAAAAUGAUUGCAUUAUUACUAAA
Messenger RNA from Toxorhynchites rutilus septentrionalis, 964 nucleotides. Its product is annotated as esterase AAEL000016. Gene Ontology annotation, biological process: response to retinoic acid. The coding region runs from base 103 to 915 and encodes 270 amino acids. NCBI's taxonomy places the organism in Eukaryota, Metazoa, Arthropoda, Insecta, Diptera, Culicidae. The record is from RefSeq and is a predicted model, not a curated record. The transcript has 2 exons. Gene Ontology annotation, cellular component: cytoplasm; nucleus.